Penicillium manginii is the source of this 1287-nucleotide messenger RNA. It is a transcript of the gene erg13, whose product is annotated as hydroxymethylglutaryl-CoA synthase. The record is from RefSeq and is a predicted model, not a curated record. NCBI's taxonomy places the organism in Eukaryota, Fungi, Ascomycota, Eurotiomycetes, Eurotiales, Aspergillaceae. Gene Ontology annotation, molecular function: hydroxymethylglutaryl-CoA synthase activity. The coding region runs from base 1 to 1287 and encodes 428 amino acids. Gene Ontology annotation, biological process: acetyl-CoA metabolic process; ergosterol biosynthetic process. The transcript has 5 exons.
AUGGCUGCUCGUCCCCAAAACAUCGGUAUCAAGGCCAUUGAGGUCUACUUCCCCACUCAGUGCGUCGACCAGGUUGACCUCGAGAAGCACGAUGGUGUCAGUGCCGGAAAGUACACUAUUGGUCUCGGCCAGACCAAGAUGAGCUUCUGCGAUGACCGUGAGGACAUCUACUCCAUGUCCCUGACCACCCUCAACAACAUGAUGAAGAAGUACAACGUGGACCCCAAGUCCAUUGGUCGCCUCGAGGUCGGCACUGAGACCCUCCUGGACAAGUCCAAGUCCGUCAAGUCCGUCCUGAUGCAGCUGUUCGCCCCCUACGGCAACACCAACAUCGAGGGUAUUGACACCGUCAACGCCUGCUACGGUGGUACCAACGCCGUCUUCAACAGCAUCAACUGGCUCGAGUCCUCCGCCUGGGAUGGCCGUGAUGCCAUUGUCGUCUGCGGUGAUAUUGCCCUGUACGCCGCUGGUGCUGCCCGCCCUACCGGUGGUGCUGGCUGUGUCGCCAUGCUGAUCGGCCCUGACGCCCCUAUUGUUUUCGAGCCCGGUCUGCGUGCCUCAUACAUCACCCACGCCUAUGACUUCUACAAGCCCGACCUCACCAGCGAGUACCCCGUUGUUGACGGCCACUUCUCUCUCCGUUGCUACACCGAGGCCGUUGAUGCCUGCUACAAGGCCUACGGCACCCGCGAGCAGACCCUGAAGGCUAUUCAAAACGGUACCAACGGUGCUACCGAGUCCAAGACCGGCAUCGACCGCUUCGACUACAUCCUGUACCACGCCCCUACCUGCAAGCUGGUUCAGAAGUCUUUCGCCCGUAUGCACUACAACGACUUCCUGGCCAACCCUGCGGACCCCGCCUUCGCCGAGGCUGUCGAGAAGACCUUCAUGGCUCUGACCAAGAAGCGCUUCGCCGAGCGUGUGCAGCCCGGUCUCCAGGUUGCCACUCUCUGCGGUAACAUGUACACUGCUACCGUUUACGCCGGCCUUGCUAGCUUGCUCAGCCACGUUGAGUUCUCCCCCAACGAGCCCAAGCGCAUCGGUCUCUUCAGCUACGGCUCCGGCCUGGCUAGCUCCCUGUUCAGUGCCCACAUCGUUGGUGACGUUUCUCACAUCGUCAAGAACCUGGACCUGAAGAACCGCCUGGACAGCCGCACUCUGCGCGAGCACGCUCACCUGCAGAAGAACUUCAAGCCUUCCGGCAAGACCGAGACUCUGCAGUCUGGUACUUACUACCUCACCGAGGUUGACGACAUGUUCCGUCGCAAGUACGAGGUGAAGGCAUAA